Molecule: messenger RNA, 4499 nt
Organism: Polyodon spathula (Mississippi paddlefish)
Lineage: Eukaryota; Metazoa; Chordata; Actinopteri; Acipenseriformes; Polyodontidae
Product: kelch-like protein 6
Exons: 7
Coding region: 112-1941 (609 amino acids)
Biological process (GO): germinal center formation; B cell receptor signaling pathway
Molecular function (GO): protein binding
Source: RefSeq, a predicted model, not a curated record
GCAAAAAAAGAAGAAGAAUCUUACUCAUUCAUGCUGCAUUACUUCGAAAUGAAUAGCAUUUGGGGUGCCAUUGUUGGGAUGGAAUGCUGACGUCGUUUUUGAAGGUUUGGUAUGGGAGAUCUAGUGGAAAAAAGCAGUGAUGAGCCAGCAGGCUCCUUGGACGAUGGAUCUUCUGAGAUGGUUGGGCUGGUGGAGAACUCUAGUGAUGGAAAGGUGAAGUUCGAUGACUCUGGCCUCUCUUCUCAGCUCCAGAUAGGUCUGGAGAACCUCCGACUGGAGAAUUCGCUCACGGAUGUUACUCUAUAUGUGGAUGGAAUGGAAUUCCCUUGCCACAGGGUUGUCCUAGCGGCUGCCAGCAAUUAUUUCAGGGCAAUGUUCUGUAAUGAUCUUAAAGAGAAACAUGAAGACACAAUCACAAUAAAAGGUGUGGACUCAGAAGCCAUGAAGAUCCUGCUGGAUUACACCUACACCAGCAAAGUACUCAUCACCAAGCAAAAUGUACAGCGAAUACUGGAAGCAGCAAGUCUUUUCCAGUUUCUGCGGAUGGUUGAUGCCUGCGCAAACUUUCUCACCGAAGCCCUGCAUCCGGAUAACUGCGUCGGAAUUCUGCGGCUGGCCGAUACUCACUCACUGGACACCCUGAGAACACGGGUCCAGAACUUCCUCAUCCAGAACUUCCCACAGGUGGUCACCUACGAAGAGUUCCUGGACCUCCCAGGAGACAUUUUCUGCAACAUCCUGAAGAGCGAUGAGCUGAGUGUGACCGAGGAAGAGCAGGUGUUUGAGACAGUCAUGAGCUGGGUCCAAUCCAGAGAGAAUGAGAGGCUGUCACUCUUACCACACAUUCUGAAGCAUGUCCGUCUGCCUUUGCUGGAUCCCUGGUAUUUUGUGGAGAGGGUUGAAGGGGACGAGCUGAUCCGGAAAUGUCCCGAAGUCUUUCCUCUCCUGCAAGAGGCAAGGAUGUACCAUCUGUCAGGGAAUGAGAUCAUUUCUGAGCGGACGAAGCCUAGGGUGCAGGAAUUCCAGUCCGAAGUGUUCAUGAUUAUCGGAGGCUGUACUAAAGACGAAAAGUUUGUGUCGGAGGUGACCUGCCUGGACCCUUUGCGGCGCAGCCGGCUCGAGGUAGCAAAGCUGCCCAUCACAGAGAUGGAGACAGAGGCAGAGAACAAGAAGUGGGUGGAGUUCGCCUGCAUCACAUUUAGAAAUGAAGUGUAUAUAUCAGGUGGAAAGGAGACCCAGCAUGACGUGUGGAAGUACAAUGCCUCUUUGAACAAAUGGAUCCAAAUCGAGUAUCUGAACACUGGCAGAUGGAGACACAAAAUGGCAGUGCUGGGAGGCAAAGUCUACGUGAUUGGCGGCUUUGACGGGAUUCAGAGACAGAACAGUGUGGAAACAUAUGACCCCUUUCAUAACUGCUGGACUGAGGCAGCCCCGCUCAUGCUAAAUGUCAGCUCCUUUGCUGUGACAAGUUACAAGAAGAAGCUGUAUGUCAUUGGAGGAGGGCCGAAUGGCAAACUCGCCACGGAUAAGACACAGUGCUUUGACCCGUCAACUAAUAAAUGGACUUUAAAGUCGCCCAUGCCAAUUGAGGCCAAGUGCAUCAAUGCUGUGACCUUCAAGGACCACAUCUAUGUAGUGGGUGGUGCAAUGAAAGCCCUCUACUCCUACAGCCCUGUGGAAGAUUCUUGGAGUCUGGUCACCAGGUUCAGCCACGAGAGAGCCAGUUGCGGGAUCGCCGCCUGCAGCAACAAGCUGUUUGUGACAGGUGGCCGGGACGAGAAGAACGAAGUCAUUGCGACCGUGCUGUGCUGGGACCCGUCCGCGCAGAAACUGACUGAAGAGUGCGUGCUCCCCAGGGGCGUCUCGCACCACGGCAGCGUCACCAUUCGGAAGUCCUAUACGCACAUACGCAGGAUCGUGCCUGGGGCGGUUUCAGUCUGACAAGACCGAUCUGGAGUGGAACAAAAACUAGCAAUUUCACUUGUGAAAGUAGUUUUUUUUUUUUAAAUAAAUAAUUAUUUACCUCAGUUAACCAUUUGGAAUCUUCUGUAGCUACAGCUGAAUGGGUCACCUACUUUGAACAGGUGUAUCAGCUGCUUCUGUCUGUGUACCGUUAUCUCAAUCUACAAGAGUUUGGGUUAUAUAACGUUGCACAACCAAGCACGUAGCGUGCUGUCCUCACCCCAGCCACCUUCAUUCUGUGUGGCAGAUAAAAUGCAAUAACAGCAAGUGAACAAUGAGAUGUACAGGUUACAGUACAGUAGGCUACGGUACAGGUUUCCUAAUCUCAACUACUGUUUGUGUUCCACUUCCAAAUCUUGUAUAGAACGGGUUUAAUGGCAACCACCAGUAAUUAAUCCAUUGUUAUUUUGAUCUUGUCUUCAAGUGUGGCGGUUUUAUUUGUGCAUUUCAGGUAGCUGUUUUGACAACACAGCUGGUGUAAUAUCUUUGUAUUGUACCUUUUACAGAGACGUCGUUCAUUUUGUAGAUACAGAAUCUUUGUCACAUUGAGUUUUAUUUGGAUAAUUUUCACCCAUAAGCAAAUUUGUAUUCUGGUCAACCUUUAAACCGUAAAUUACUGUAUAUUGAAAGUAAUGCUUAAGCCAGUAAAAAGCCUAUGGAAAAUGAGCCUGAACAGAUUUUUAAGUGCGUGAUAGAGACAAGGAGUGAAAGUUAAUGAAUUUUCAGGAAUUGUCAAAAUAUGUAUUAAAUAUAAUUGAACCUAGUGGAAUGAUGCUCACCCCCAAAGAAAUAACAACCUGAAGAAAAACUUUGAUCACUAUUGGAAGCGAAACUGUUGCACAUGUUCCUGGAAUCUGUAAUUGACCCACUGGAAUCAAGGCCGCUGGAGCUAGGGGUGCAGUAGCACCCCCUGGCUCUGCAUGGCUUCCAUCAUAUACAGGGGUUACAGUCUUGUUCAAUGGCUUUCAGCACCCCCCACAUUAAAAAUUGUUCGAGUGCUACUGACUGGAAUGAGAACAGGCAAAAAUUAAAAAGAGACAAAAUGUUAUACUGCUAGCAAUUAUUAUGGUUGCUAUUUAUUUUGUUUUUACAGUUUAGAUGAACGUCAAAGAAGAUAUGAAACACACAGGACAAACAGUGGACGAAUGUUGUAAAUUAGGCUCCUGUAGUAACUGCAGAAAUUAUCUUACGGGUUCUCUAACAACAAACUUGCUUUAUUUACAUCAGCUUGCUCCCCCCAAAAAAUGAAAAUUCCACGAGGAAUCAGCAAAUGCAUAGGUCCUAAUAAAAAUCCAAAACGCACUUCUGUUUUUCAAACAAUAAAACAGACUGCACAAAGAAGUGACACACGGUUCUUGAGUAGAGCAGGUAACCUCCUGAAAUCAGUGGAACAGAAAGGGACUACAAAAGGGAGUCCUCUUCUACUCACCUCAUCAUUGAUUCAUGCUGCUAGAUCAUUUCAAGCAGCCAAUAGUAUCCCCACAGUUGGUAUUAAUUGAUCUCAAUCUCACCUACCACACUUGUGCAAACUUACCGCUGUCAAUUGCCUUGUGAUGAGCUGGUUCAGCUGACUGCUGCUGUUAAACAGAUGAAUUUCGUCUGGACCCAACUGGUUUUCAAGAGCAUUUUCCAAAUCAAUACUACAUAAACACAAUACAAUAUUCUCUUCUCCUUAAAUAUAAAAUUAGAAAAAAACCAGCCACAAUAUAUCUUGUUAACAGCAGUAAUUAACUGAAUUGUCUGCAGGGACGCUGGCACCUGUAUUGCAGGCGAGAGUAAUUAUGCUCUCUAACUUUUGAUGCUGCAAGUUGAGGCUGCAGAAAGCCCUUGUGUGAAGGAAUGGAAUGAGUCUUUAGCAGCUAAGCCUGUGGCUAUGACCCUUGCUCAACUUAUUUUAAAAAAAAAAAAGGUUUCAAAGCUGUGAUGAAAAACAGAAACAAAAUAAGAAUUGGAAACUAAAUAGCAUACAUGACACAUGGGUAAGAUAACAAUACUUAAAAAACAAAAAACAAACAAACAAAAAAAAAAAAAACUUUCCAUGUCACCAACUCCAGUGAUGAAAACAAGACUUCCAUUCCGAUCAGUGGAAGCCAAGUACAUUUACAGUGACCUUAAUGAGGCACAACAAAUACCCUACCCACAAUACCUGUAUCAUUCACAAUCACUAUUUCAAAGCAGCGUCCAUAAUUUAGUGUAGGUUGUAUGAAUCGUGCAAGCUUUUUUUCUCAAUCAUUUGCCUAAUCAGGUUUUUAAAAACUCAGAUGUUCUAUAAUAUCUUUGCCCAUACCAAUUUUUUUUGUUUUCGACUGCUGUUUAUAAAGAUUAUAACAAACAGUUUACUAACAAGGUUUAAAAAAAAAUAAACACAUAGGCCUAUCAGAUAACUUUGAUUAUCUGUGCAAACUCUUACAUCACACCCGACUUGCCUGGUAAAAAUAAAAAAAAGCUAACUUUUCCACAGUUGAGGUAAUAAGUACAUAACCUACUGUGUAUCCAAUAUGACGUCAAAACACAAGCUGGGUUGUUCAAAGCAAAAA